Cynara cardunculus var. scolymus (artichoke) is the source of this 846-nucleotide messenger RNA. RefSeq names its product peptidyl-prolyl cis-trans isomerase 1-like. The record is from RefSeq and is a predicted model, not a curated record. The transcript has a single exon. The coding region runs from base 45 to 563 and encodes 172 amino acids. Gene Ontology annotation, molecular function: peptidyl-prolyl cis-trans isomerase activity. Lineage: Eukaryota; Viridiplantae; Streptophyta; Magnoliopsida; Asterales; Asteraceae. Gene Ontology annotation, biological process: protein folding; protein peptidyl-prolyl isomerization.
AAGUCUUUUUUCAACCAGUGUGCUGUGAAAAUUGUUAUUCAGAAAUGGGAAACCCUACUGUUUUCUUCGACAUGACCGUCGGCGGUGCAAAGGUCGGGAAGAUCGUGAUGGAGCUGUACGCUGACACCACUCCGAGAACCGCCGAGAACUUCCGUGCUCUUUGCACCGGCGAGAAGGGAGUAGGUAGUUCCGGCAAGCCGUUGCAUUUCAAGGGAUCAUCCUUCCAUCGUGUGAUCCCGAAUUUCAUGUGCCAGGGAGGAGAUUUCACCAGAGGAAAUGGAACCGGUGGUGAAUCGAUCUACGGCAGCAAGUUUAAAGAUGAGAAUUUCAUUAAGAAGCACACCGGUCCUGGAAUCCUGUCCAUGGCUAACGCCGGUCCAAACACCAACGGCUCGCAGUUUUUCAUUUGCACUGCCAAGACCGAGUGGCUCGACGGCAAGCACGUCGUGUUCGGGAAGGUUAUUGAAGGUAUGGACGUCGUUAAGACGAUCGAGAAGGUCGGAUCUGGCAGCGGAACCACCUCGAAGCCUGUAGUUAUUUGCGAUUGCGGUCAACUGUCUUAGAUCUAUAUCCUGAUCUUCGAAUUUUAGCUUACAGUUCUCCUUUAAUCGUGUUGCUCGCCGGUCUACUAGAGCUUUUUUACUGAUUGUGUGUGGUUUCAACUGUAUUUAGUUGAUUUCAUCAGAGACUUUUGUUGAUGAAAUUAACUACCAAGCUAUCCGUAUGAAAUAAGAUUAGAUUUAGUGGUCUCAACUUCAAAUAACCUCGUAAUUUCUUCAUUCUUCUCUGAGUUCUGCUCUUAUUUAGAUUGUCGAUCGAAAUAGACUCCAUUUUCCUUGUUUUAGA